UGGACUCCUCCCCCGUGGUUGAAAUGCUGUAUAAAUGCAGCAUCAGCCUGUCCACAACAGUGUCUGAAAGCUUAUUGGUACCCAAACAUGAAGGGACUGAGCUUGGUUCUUCUUGUGCUUCUCCUGAUGCUCGCAGUUGGGGAGGGCAAUGAUCCAGAAAUGCAGUACUGGACAUGUGGGUAUAGAGGACUCUGCAGACGGUUCUGCUAUGCUCAGGAGUACAUUGUUGGUCAUCACGGUUGCCCUCGAAGAUACAGGUGCUGUGCUACGCGGCCUUAGCACCUGUCCUCUAUGGAAGAGCCUGGAAAAUGCCACAUCGUAAGGGGUUACACCUUCAGUACAGGUAGCUGGGAUCCUGGUAACUGACGCAGCAUUCAUCUGGAUAAACCAUUUUGACAACUUUAUUUUUACUCUCAAUCAACCCCUCUUGGACUUCUAACAUGCUGUGCGAUCUGACAAUGAGGGGUUUUGAUGUGAACUUUAUAUAGUUAGGCCAUUACAGCGAUUAGGUGUGCAGCUGUAAUCCUGUUGCUCAGAGAUUUUGUUUGAGUUAUUAUUGCCUGAAACUUUGUGUGACUGAUCCUGGACCUAACAUUUAAUAACGUUUCAUAAUAAAUCCUUUGUGAACAGUUACUUCUACUCUGAAAAUGCAGUGUUGCCAAUAAAUGCAUGGAAAUAAA
Molecule: messenger RNA, 680 nt
Organism: Micropterus salmoides (largemouth bass)
Lineage: Eukaryota; Metazoa; Chordata; Actinopteri; Centrarchiformes; Centrarchidae
Gene: defbl2
Product: defensin, beta-like 2
Exons: 3
Coding region: 88-279 (63 amino acids)
Source: RefSeq, a predicted model, not a curated record